Messenger RNA from Malassezia pachydermatis, 699 nucleotides. RefSeq lists its product as hypothetical. The coding region runs from base 1 to 699 and encodes 232 amino acids. The transcript has 3 exons. NCBI's taxonomy places the organism in Eukaryota, Fungi, Basidiomycota, Malasseziomycetes, Malasseziales, Malasseziaceae. The record is from RefSeq and is a predicted model, not a curated record.
AUGUCGUGGACGGUGUCGCUAGGCAUUUCCGGCGUGGCGUACCUGUACCCAGUGUACGCCACGUACAAAGCACUUACAGCCGCCACGCGCGGUGGCACUACGCCUGUUGCCUAUGCCUGGAAAGAAGGUGUGGGGGCUAGUACCAAGGCUAAGGAACCGCCGACGCACCUCAGUGAGCUAGAGACUUGGACGAUGUAUUGGUGCGUGAUGGGUAUCAUGUGGCUCUACAAUCUAUGGAUCGAGUGGUUGCUGCGCUGGCUCCCCUUUUAUUGGCAGAUUAAAUUCAUGUUCUACUGUUGGCUGGCGUUGCCGCAGACUCGCGGCGCUUCCUCUUUGUACAAGACCUACCUGGUCCCCUUCCUGGCGGAGCACGAAGCGGACAUUGAAAUGUGGUCGGAGCAUGCCAAGGCCCAAGCUAUGCAAGGCUUGCGGCUCGCGACCAAUGCCAUGGCUGGCAUCCUUCGCACAACAUUUCAGCCAGCCCCACCUACCAGCCCCAACACAGCACCAUCACCAGCUACAGAAACAUCAACCACGUCGCAUGCUAGUGCUACGCUGCACCAUGCGGGCUCUGUCGUGCACGAGGCAACUAUGCGCUGGCUGUCUAAUGCAGUCAAUGUUGCAAAUGAAGCUUCGAAGCAGCCCCUCGUCGAAUCACCGAAGAAAAAGACAUCACGAACACGGAAGAAUGCAUCAUAA